Molecule: messenger RNA, 1961 nt
Organism: Acaromyces ingoldii
Lineage: Eukaryota; Fungi; Basidiomycota; Exobasidiomycetes; Exobasidiales; Cryptobasidiaceae
Product: putative PHO8-repressible alkaline phosphatase vacuolar
Exons: 5
Coding region: 215-1924 (569 amino acids)
Biological process (GO): dephosphorylation
Cellular component (GO): fungal-type vacuole membrane
Molecular function (GO): alkaline phosphatase activity
Source: RefSeq, a predicted model, not a curated record
ACAAGACGAGAGAGAACGUGCUCAUCACCUUUGCAAGGUGUCGAGCGACACUCUGAGAGGCCGCCGCUCGCGGUUGAUGAAAGAGCGAACGUGUGAGAUAGACCUUCCAGGAACGGAAUGGGAUGUUUGACACCUUUGACGGUGUGAGGAAGCUAUAAAUGGCAAAGCUUCGCAGGCAACUCAUCCUCUGCAUCUCUUCCUGUUCGCCUCUGUCAUGGUGUCGUUCUCUGCCUUUUCGUCGCUGCUCCUAUUGGGACUGCUCCUUCUCGCGUCUGCAGCACCGAAUGCAAAGCAACGGAGGCAGAAAUCGGUGAUUCAACUUAUUGGAGAUGGCUUUGGGCCUGCUUCGGAGACUUUUGCUCGCUCAUUCGUGCAGGCGAGAGACGGGUCACCUUGGGAUACGCAGCUUGCUCUCGACUCGCAUCUCAUCGGUAGCAUCAGGACCCGUUCGACGGACUCGCUCGUGACCGACAGUGCAGCUAGUGCCACUGCUUACUCCUGCGGAGUCAAGUCUGUCAACGCCUACAUCGGGGUCGACAACGACAAACGACCCUGCGGAACAAUCCUCGAAGGCGCCAAGGCAAAAGGCUACAACACUGCGCUAGUCACCACGUCUCGUGUCACCCACGCCACCCCUGCCUCGUACUCGGCCCACAUCGAUGACCGUGAUGAAGAGAACGAGAUCGCAAGCCAACAGCUCGGUGGCUACAGCCUCGGUCGUCAGGUGGACCUCCUAUGGGGCGGAGGCCGACGGCACUUUCUGCCAAACUCCUCUUCCACCAGCAGCCGAAAGGACAGUCGAGACCUUAUUUCCGAGGCAAAGAGGAAUGGCUGGACCGUUGUUCUCAAUCGGACCGAAUUUGAGAGUUUCCACAAUGGAUCCACCGUCUCUUUUCCCAGCUUGGGCCUCUUCACAUCGUCGCACAUGGCUUAUGAAAUCGACCGCAACCACACCGCCGAGCCUAGCCUGACGGAGAUGGCCAUCACCGCGCUGAACGCCCUCAAAAAGGACGGAAAACCCUUCUUCAUCAUGAUUGAGGGUGCUCGCAUCGAUCAUGCGGCCCACAACAAUGACCCGAUCGGCCAUGUUCACGACAUCAUCGAGUACAACAACAUGUUUGAGGCGGUCAAGCGCUGGGUGGAUGAAAACGACCACAACGACGACGAGGAGGAGCCUCAGUAUCUUAUGGUGUCGACCGCCGACCAUGAGUGUGGCGGCCUUGCGUUGGCCUACCAACGUCCUGAAGACGAAGAAGGCGCCUACCUCUGGUAUCCGGAUGUUCUCUUGAAAGGCAAGCGAUCCACCGAAUUCCUCGCCGCCGAGUACCUCAAAUUUGCAGCAAACAAGACAGGCGAUGAGCUCAAGACCCGCAUGGCCGACUACGUUAUCCGUGACAACCUCGGCAUUUCAGACGCCUCCGAUGAAGAAGUCCAACGAGCACUGGACCUGUCGAAGCAAAAUGACACCGGCCUAGCUCUGACGAUCUGGCUUGCGAGUAUUGUCAAUUGGCGUGCUCACCUCAGCUGGAGCACGACGGGCCAUAGCGGCGUAGACGUGAACCUGUAUUUACACACGAAAAGGAGCAGACCGGCGCUCGUCAAGAAGAUGAGGGGCAACCACGAGAACUCCUGGAUUGGUACCUUUACCGCUGAUUAUCUUGGUUUGGACCUGGCAUCGAUUACCCAAAGGCUCAACAACGGCUCGAAGAUCCCGGCAGGAGCCGGAAGCGCAAACAAAACGACGUACCUCGACCACUACCACGGCGGCGUUAAGCGGGUGGUGCCGGCCAUCUCUGUUGCCAAGCGUUCAAACGAGAUUGGCUACUCGCAUGCAGAAAACGAUGCCAUUUGGGCAAGGCGAGCUUCCACAGCUCAUGAAGCAAGCCAUCUCUCACUUCACAGGCGUAGCACAAACGAAUUGUAGGGUCCCCUCCUGUCACCGUGACAGUCCAGAAUUGCAU